CAGCUGUGACUCGCUGUGAUUUCUCCCGCAUGGGGCCUCUGCUGCUUCUGCCGCACCAUGGAGCUCCGCCCGGUCCUGCCCGCUGUCCUGCUGCUGUCCGCCGCCUGCCUGCACCUGGUGUCCGGCACCAAGGGCCGGACGGGCCCGAAAGUCACCGAGAAGGUGUUUUUUGACAUCACAGUUGCAGGUCACGAGGUCGGCCGGAUCGUCAUCGGCCUGUUUGGCGAAGUCGUCCCUCUUACCGUCAACAACUUUGUUGCCCUGGCAACCGGAGAGAGAGGUUAUGGUUAUAAAGGCAGCAAGUUCCACAGAGUCAUCAAGGACUUCAUGAUCCAGGGAGGGGAUUUCACCGCUGGAGACGGGACCGGAGGUCACAGCAUCUACGGAACGACGUUUGCCGAUGAAAACUUCAAACUGAAGCACUUAGGAGCGGGAUGGGUGAGUAUGGCGAAUGCUGGUCCGGACACCAACGGAUCUCAGUUCUUCAUCACUGCUGCCAAAGCUCCGUGGCUGGACGGGAAACAUGUCGUUUUUGGCAAAGUCCUGGACGGCAUGUCUGUGGUUCACACCAUCGAGCUGCAGGACACCAACGACAGGAACCUGCCGUACACCGAGUGUGUCAUCGUCAACAGCGGACGCAUCCCCGUCAAAGAGCCCUUUGUAGUGGAGGUGGAGGGCUGGUAGACACAGCGGGAGGCGAACACGCUCUUACAAAGGCUGAGUCGGCUUCAACACAACACACACACAUUUCUAUCAUCCAUACCAGGGUCAGGGGAAAACCUCGCACCUGUUUAGGAACUAGCUUCACCUUCUAGCUUGACCGCUGUGUGUUUUUGGGGAUUUGAAACAGAGUCCCUCAGUGUACAGGCAGAAUGAGCAGGAUCUGUUGUUGCUGUUUAUAAACUCAACAUUCAAAGUUGGCCCCUCCUCCCUGGCUCCCAAGCUAACCACCGGCAACCAGUUUUCCUGUCCUCGGAUGACGACGGAAUGAAAUCUAAAACAAUCCAUUGUCCUCUUAGGAAAAAAAAAACUGCGGGUGAAAGCCAACCUCAGAUUCAGAACAGGCUUUGUGCGCUUUAUUUUCUUUAUUUCUGUGUUUGCGAUUUUCGUAGCUUCCUAUUGGA
This is a messenger RNA of Myripristis murdjan (pinecone soldierfish), 1124 nucleotides long. RefSeq names its product peptidylprolyl isomerase C (gene ppic). Gene Ontology annotation, cellular component: cytoplasm; intracellular membrane-bounded organelle. Lineage: Eukaryota; Metazoa; Chordata; Actinopteri; Holocentriformes; Holocentridae. Gene Ontology annotation, molecular function: peptidyl-prolyl cis-trans isomerase activity; cyclosporin A binding. The record is from RefSeq and is a predicted model, not a curated record. Gene Ontology annotation, biological process: protein folding; protein peptidyl-prolyl isomerization. Bases 58 to 684 code for a protein of 208 amino acids. The transcript is spliced from 6 exons.